CGUGUCGUAUUAACUUCCGCUUCAACAGGUCAAGUCUACAAAUACCUAUCACUAAUCUUUUGUAAUGUAAUAAUGCCAAUCUGGCCAGCAUUUUCAUGACCGACCCGUCUUUCCCAAGCCCUAUUCCAAUCCUGCCGUUCAAGCCUUUUCAAUACUUCCCCGCUCUGUCGACAAAUCACCACAUAUCGACCCACUACACUGCAUUUGUUUGAUCGACAUUGCGUUUCUACUCAGAUUAUCUUCUCUUCUAGGACGGUUCAGCUUCAAACUCGACGCCACCAAACGAUACUGUCUUGUUGGCACAACAGCCCAGAAGUGCAUGUUCGGAGUUAGUUUUCUACCAGAGAACCGUCAUGGAAAACAGAAGUAUGACUCAAGCAAGAGCCUUCUCCGUAGUUGCAUUCCGCACUUUGCGGCUAACCGAUGAACCAACCUGGGAAAAGACCUAGCUUCCCUAAAACUGGUCAGUUUCUUCGGCCGCCUUUUACGCACGCUCGAAUCAUGAGAAAUUCCGUUAUACUCAGGACCGGCUUUUGACUGGACAAAUCGUACAUGUUGACCGUCGUACCGCCGUCCGUCUAAGACCUCAGAAGUAGCCAUACCUCGAUGCUGUUACACGGCAAGUCGCGAUGAGAGAUCAGCCAGCCACGUCCCCAAGACGCACAGGCCCAGGCGCGGGGUAUCUGCAAGAUUUGAGUCAAUGGAGAGUGAGCCUUGAGGGAGGGGAUCUAUUCGGUUGAACUGGAAUAGAUCAUGAAAUUCAGAACCUGGGGAGAUCGAAGCACAGGCCAUCUCCCUGGUUUAUAAGUACGUCGUUGUCGGCUCGGAAAACAUGAAGUUGAGAAUCAUCAGACAACUCGAGGUCACAGCCAUUCGAACUCAGCACAUUUCCAAGCCUUGAAACACGAAUUUCAACCAGCAAGAUGUCCUACACCAUCACAGUCCAGGUCUACCAGACCAAAACCAACGCUUUCUUCCAUCUCGCCGAAAGCACCGUCUUCCGCAACGGCACCUGGGACGAGGUCAAAGGCGCCCAAGUCCUCACCAUCGGCGCCAGCGGCACCUCCGGCUCGCUCCGCUUCGUGGCCGACACGGGCGAGAACUUCAUCGUCACCCUCGGCGUGCACAACUACAAGCCGUGGGGCGACAUCGUCACCAAGCUGGACCCUGCCAGCCAGACUGGUGUUGUCAUCACGCCGGAGUACUACGAGACUGAGUGGGGCGGCACUCAGAAGAAGGAGCGUGUUGAUGCGAGGUGGAAGACGCUGUCUUCGUAUGAGGUCACGAGGGAUGGGAGGAAAUAUUCGUUUAAUUUUACGGUGACGAGCGGGAAUAACCUCAAGGUUAAUGUUGUUAUUGGUUAGAGUGGACAUGUGGUGGAUGGUUCUGGGUGCCAACUUGGCAGGGGGUGAAAGUCAAGGCCAGGUUGAGGGUGAUAGUGAGGUCUUGAGGUGUAGCUUUGUUAUUGAAUGACGAAUGGCUUGUGCUUUCAU
Molecule: messenger RNA, 1493 nt
Organism: Podospora pseudocomata
Lineage: Eukaryota; Fungi; Ascomycota; Sordariomycetes; Sordariales; Podosporaceae
Exons: 4
Coding region: 924-1364 (146 amino acids)
Source: RefSeq, a predicted model, not a curated record